CCACAACAACCUAAGCCGCAGUUUCCGCUUCAGAAGCCAGUUCCACAACAACCUGAGCCGCAGUUUCCGCUUCAGAAGCCAGUUCAACUUGAUAAAUGUGCUGUAGCUGAUUCUGAGCAGAUCCAAUGCGGUCUACCUGGGAUCAGUGGUGCUGCGUGUGAAGCUAUCAACUGCUGCUUUAACGGACAGCAGUGUUUCUAUGGGAGGGCAGUGACUGUCCAGUGUAUUAGAGAUGGUCAGUUUGUGGUAGUGGUGUCUCGAGACGUUACCUUGCCUCGACUGAGUCUGGAUUCGGUUCAACUACUGGGUGGAAACGACCCACCUUGUGCUCCUGUGGGGUCUACACCUUCCUUUGCUAUAUACCAGUUCCCUGUGACCGCAUGUGGCACGAGCGUGAUGGAGGACGGUGGAUAUGUGGUGUAUGAAAACCGAAUGACCUCAUCGUAUGAAGUGGGGAUUGGACCAUAUGGUUCCAUCACAAGGGACAGUCAUUUUGAGUUUCUCUUCCAGUGUAGAUAUUCGGGAACUUCUGUGGAAGCUCUGGUUGUGGAGGUCAACUCCGUUCCUCCACCUCCACCAGUAGCCGCUCCUGGACCUCUCAGGGUGGAGCUCAGACUGGCCAAUGGCCAAUGUGUCACCAAAGGCUGUGCUGAAGGUAAGGUCUUGUCCUGUGUCUGCCUAAAGCCUUUCAAACUGGAGUCCGGUUAAACCCCAGUGUUGUUC
This is a messenger RNA of Carassius auratus (goldfish), 723 nucleotides long. RefSeq names its product zona pellucida sperm-binding protein 4-like. Gene Ontology annotation, biological process: binding of sperm to zona pellucida; prevention of polyspermy. The annotation marks the transcript as partial. The record is from RefSeq and is a predicted model, not a curated record. The transcript has 4 exons. Gene Ontology annotation, molecular function: acrosin binding; structural constituent of egg coat. Gene Ontology annotation, cellular component: egg coat. Lineage: Eukaryota; Metazoa; Chordata; Actinopteri; Cypriniformes; Cyprinidae.